Salpingoeca rosetta is the source of this 5431-nucleotide messenger RNA. RefSeq lists its product as uncharacterized. The transcript is spliced from 18 exons. Gene Ontology annotation, biological process: intracellular signal transduction. Lineage: Eukaryota; Choanoflagellata; Craspedida; Salpingoecidae. The coding region runs from base 167 to 2794 and encodes 875 amino acids. The record is from RefSeq and is a predicted model, not a curated record.
GUCGCUGUCCUCCAACAUCGUGGGCGCGCCUGUGUUGUUGCUGUUGUUGCUGUUGCUGUUGAUGUUGUUGUUGUGACACACACAGACAACAACUUUACAGCUCACUCUCCGCUCUCACCCAGUCACCCAGUCUCUGUCGCUUGCCAUUUGAGCAAAAGGGACGACGAUGGAGGUCCUUGUAUCGAGCAGCACUCGGUGGACAGAUGGCUCCUUCUUCUUUCUACACGAUGCGAAGGUACAGCCGUCAGAUGAGGAGAGCGCCAUGGCCGGGCUCGUGUACUUUCAAGCUACACAUCAUCUCACAUACCAGCAAAAGGAUGGCAUUGUGCGGCCCGUGGUCAACUACUCGCACCUGGACAACACCUUGCCUGUGGGCAAGCCCCACGUGCUUGUGUUCUCCGACAUCAAGAUCGCCACGUGGUACGAGGACGACGUCACAAUGGCACUGGGAACGAGCGUUGAAGUGCCAGACAUUGUUGCGAUUGCUCAGCUUGGGCGCAUCUUGGCCAUGUUUCGGUUCUUUCACAAGUCGUACCAGCACUUUCGCCAGCUGACCGCUCAAGGGCGGCAUCGCAAGGACCCCAUGAUGCUCGGUUUGUUGCAGCACAAGUGCAAGCAAGUGUUUGCGCCCAUCCUUCAACACGUGCACCCUGUUAAGGAUGAACUGUUCUGGGCUUUGGCGCCAACACCACGGCUCAACAUCUCUGGCGCCAACAACCAUUACUACGUGCUGGCAUCCCAGCUCAUCGCCUCUGUCACCAGCAAGCAUCACACCCCAUGGGCCGCUGUCAUUUUCAAGGACAAGGUGGUUUGCCACCGCAUGCCAUGGGCGCUGCUGAACCACUCGCUCGUCUUUUCCCACAGAGAGACAAGCGCAACGCACGGAGAGCUGCAUCGCAAACAGCUCACGGCCAUUGCUCGGCGCCUUGUCCCAUACCUCGAGGAGAAGAAGAGCUUUGGAGAGCACUACGACAUGUACUACGACGUUUUGGACCCAGACACCGUGGCUGGAGAAGUCAUUGUCUCCGCCCUGCAACAGCUCGGGCUAGCAGCAACACGCGAUGAAGGAAAAGAAUUGUGUCAGCAGAUGAUGAAGUACGGGCUACUGUUCCACGUGGCCAAUCAAGCCGCGUUUGCAGACUCAUCCGUUGUGAUGUACAAGUUUCCGUCAAGCGUCAUUCCAGACCAAGCGACGCCAGCCUCCCGACCAUGGAGUGUGCUGGCGCGUGGAAGGCCGGCAAUCAAGUCCAGUGAAGGAAUUGCGUCAUCGUUUCGCCAGCGCAUGCGUAUCGUGUCCGACUACACGAUACUGGACGGCGCGUCCGAGUCUGCGUUUAUCGUGCCUGUGCACGUUGCACAGCCGCUGUGGGAGGCGGCCACUACGGAUCCGUCGCUCCCUGUAGAGCCCAUCGGGUUUGAAGCCGACCACCCAGCCCCCGAGCACGUGCAGACACCAGUGCGCUCGUCACACAACAUGUAUUCGCACUCUCACUCGCAUUCUCACUCGCAUUCGCACGGGCAGCGCGUGCACGACCACCUCAUGGUAUCUGACGGCCCCGUGUUGACGUCCACUCCGAUUGGCAAAGGCAGUGGACGGCCCGGGGAUGUGAGCGCCACACAGGGCGGCAGCAACAGCGCCAGCAGCAGCCCAGGGCUGUCACCAAACCACCCCAUCACACAGCAUGGUAGUGAUGGUUAUAGCGGCGGCGAUGAUGUUGGCAAGGAGGGUGAUGACGAGGAUGAUGGUGAUGGGGAAGGAAUGGAAGCAAGCGAUGCGGAUGCAGAGGAUGAUGCGGGUGAGGAGGAUGACAUGGUGGAGAAGCAGCCGGACACAAAGGGGGGCGGCAGGAAAGAUGAUGCGCAAACGCAAGUGCAAGAAGGACAGAGGAGUGCGGAGGAUACGCAGGACAGGAAACAAGGGAAAGCCGUAGGCGAUGAUAUCCACGGCGUGGGGAAGGAAUCUCAUCCCUUGCCGAGCGGGCACGACACCCCCAGGACACAGACUGAGGCAAGCGAUGCGUCUGCUUCAGGGACGAGCGCGCACGAUGAUGGCAAGAACUGUGCUGCCAACGACGACGACGACGACGAUGGCGAUGGUGAUGGUGAUGAUGAUGGCGACGACAACAAAGGUGAUGCUGACGGUGUUGCAGACGAGUCAUUCACAAGCGGCAGUGCAGACGGGAAAGCAGACACAGGUGCAGCCACGCCCACCAUGGAGUGCACGCUGUAUGUGCACAAGGUGGAGAACAUGCUGUUCCUGUGCAUUGGCGCACCAAACCAGUCACACGAGUCGUGGCAGCGUAUGCUGGCGUACUUGGGACCGCAGCUGCUCGAGGUGAACAAGGAGCUGCUGCUCAACUUUGAUGCCGCGGCGCCCCCACAGCCGCCCACCACGGAGCCGUCAGCUAGGAAUCUCGUCGAGUUGGAUGGCAUCCUCAACACCAUGAGCUCUGAGAUGGACAAGGACACGCUGCAGCACCCCGUGUAUGGCAUGCUUCGCAAAGGCAUGGUGCCAGAGCGGCAUUUCCCAAUCGACCUCAUGUGGGCCCGCCAAACUUUACUCAGCGACGAGGAGAGCGUGUCGGAGGCCGUGCUGCAGCGCGGGCCGUUUACUGUGUAUGGGAACAAGACGUUUGCGCAGGAGACGUAUUUCCAAACGUGCGAGGAAGUGAGAGAGUCACGUGGCAAAGGGUACCAAGUCACGCACGGCGUGUUUGAUCAGCACGUUGCUCAAGCUGCCACGCGCGCCCACGACCACAUUCACAAAAAGCAGCCCAACAAGCUCCUCAUGUAGUCACGUGUGCUGGUGUGUGUGUGUGUGUGUGCUGGUGUGUGUGUGUGUGUGUGUGUGUGUGUGUGUGUGUGUGUAUGUGUGUGUGUGUGUGUGUUGCUGUUGCGUUGUUUGUUUUUACCUCACUCUUCUCCCUUGCUUGACUGUCUGCGUUGUUAUAUUUGGCCACGACAUACACAAUUUUCCGCCCGUUGCUUGCGAACGUUUCCACCCACCCAUCAACAACAACAACAAUGCACGCACAACAACUACAGCCAUUUUCUCACACACCAAAUACACGAACAGCAAGCAAGCAAGGAACCAAGCGACCAACCAACAACAUCUCCUGCCUGCACACGUUCACGCUCUUGCCACAAGUGCCGCGUCACACUUGCCGACGCCUUCGCCAGCGUCACCACGCCAGCGCCAAGGAAGCCCGAAGCAGCGCCGCCGCAACAACCGCGGGCGCCGUCACCACAACAACCGUUGCCGCAAUCGCAACCGCCGCUGCCACAGCAACCGGCAACAUCGUUGUCUGCGCCCUGUUGAACCCACAACCACAGCCACAACCACAGCCACCGCCACCCGUACACGCCAACAUUCCGCUCACACGCACUUCGUUUGUGCCUCUGUUCCCUUUGAACACCAAUCCGCCUUGACACCCGCUCUGUUGUCACCCUCAACCACAUCUGCACCACCGCACCCCCACUUCUCAUCACCUCCACCACCCCCACCACCCCCACCACCACCGCUCGGCCCGCAAACUUGCUGUUGUGCGCCCAAGGCCGGUUCUUGGGGUGAGACACACGCCAUCCAAGACGCGCCCGACCCCACGCCGCAGGUAACAACUGAGUGCGUUGCGAUGGAGGGUACCCAGUGCCAUCAUCAGUCUUCCGCUGACACAUCAUCACUCCGGACCACAUCCGAUCCCCAGCAUGACAAGGAGUGGGAUGCCUCUGCCCCGCGCCGCAUGGCGUCCCCGCGCAUGGGCGGCCGCAAGACAUACGGCAACAAGCGCGCGCAUGGCAAGCGCAAGCCGCGCCGAUGGAAGCCCUACGCCGAGCUGACGUGGGAGGAGCGCCGCGACCUGGUGGAGCGGGAGGCGCAGCAGGCCGACGCCGCCAACACGGCCGCCCUCUCCCGCUUGCAGAAGAGCACCACAAAGGGCACCGUUGCCUUGCCAAUUGCACCGCGCCUGACGGGAGCAACCAUCAUGGACGAGCGCGAGGAGCGCCUCGGCCUCGCUCGGCUGACAUCCCAGGACCACGGCGAUAGCGAAGACGACGACAGCUACCAUCACCAGCAGCAGCAGCAGCGGCAGCAGCGCGAGGCAAGCAAGUCGCAGCACGCUGACGCGACGCAGAUGGACGGCAGCAUGGAUGCCCACGCGGGCCCGGACAUGGCAACGACGCCAGCAGGCGCAAGGAUGGAUGAAGGUAUGGACACGCGCGCAUCGGAAGCAACGGCGGCGAUGGAUGGGCCGGCGUCGCCCGCGGACUCAUCUGAGGAGGACGAGUUUGAGGAGGCGUUUGAAGACUGCAUGCACGAGGAUUACGGCGCCAUGUCACGGGAAGAGCUGAUUGCCCGCUUGCAGGAAAAGGACGCGCAAGUCUCCACACUUGAGCGCAGGCUCUCCCAGGCGCAACAAGAACAGCAAGGGCAAGAGCAAGAUCAGCAGCAGCAGCAGCAGCAGCAUCAACAGCAGCAGCAGCAGCAGCAUCAACAAGGAGGCGCUGUUGUGGGCGAGUCUGCGUAAGACCAGCACGCCUUGGGUGCUUGAUUACAUUAUGCCUUCUCUCCUCCCUUUUGGACCAUUCUUGAAUCCCUCGUGGGCUUUGUUGUUCUUCUCUCAUGUCUAUUCUCUCCACCUUUAUACACGCACACGGCACACCGUGCACUCAGCGCUCACGCUUUGACCCACGCGUGGCAAUAUCUGAUGUUGCUCCUUGCAUGGCGCGGCACAUGCGGAGCAGCAGCUUCAGCAGUGCUCCUUGCAGCCCUGGCCUGCACAGCCGUCGCGUGGCGACGUGUGGGUGGCAGCGGUGGUCGUGCUUGCACUUGCACGGUUGGGCGAACCGCCGUGCGGGUUGGCUUGACCUCCCCUUGCCCCUUGUCCACCGCGCAAGCUGCGUGAGUGCAGUUGCUGCUUGUUGUGGGUAAGAAGCCAUGAAGCGUGCAUGUUGUGAGGCAUGUCCUCUCUUGCCGUUGUUGCGUGUGUCAAUGCUUCUUUGCGCUUCGCUGUCAAGCAUGCAUGCACAGUCAUUGCGGGGACAAGCACGGCCCUUGCCCUUGCCCUUGCGGCGUCGCUGGCUGCCUGACCGUUUGCACAGCAGCACGCAGGUGCGUGCGUGCAGUGGCGUGGCCCCUGGCCCUGUUCACUGCGCCAGCGCAGCGCCAACCACGAUCGACCACGCCGCCAAUAGACCAACCAACCAGCCAGUUGCAGGCUGGUGCUGCCGGUUGUUGGGUGUGCGUGGUUUGUAUCAGUUUGUCUCCCGCGUUGUUGUCGCUCUUCCUUGUCUGAACAACAGAAAUCACGCGCAGGUCGCGUGCCGUCAUUGUCUCCAUGAUGGCUUUGUCUCUCACCAAUAUAAUGUCAACAGAACCAACAGAACCAACACAACCAACCACUUGUGACUUUGUUGGGUGGAGGGAGGGAGG